Molecule: messenger RNA, 1098 nt
Organism: Rotaria sp. Silwood2
Lineage: Eukaryota; Metazoa; Rotifera; Eurotatoria; Philodinida; Philodinidae
Source: the annotation of a GenBank genome assembly
AUGACAGGUAUUCCGAUACAAAAUAAUCGCAUAGAACACGAAACAAUAAAUUUAACUUACAAAAGUUCAUUACGAUUUAGAGGCAAGACAAAUCUAAUAACAGAAUCAUUAUUUAACCAAGCAAAUUAUUAUUGGAUUGGUUUAAUUUCAAUCGGUAUACCAGGAAAAACUUUUAUUGUCAAUUUCGACACAGGUUCUACCGAUUUUUGGGUACCAUCAAUACAAUGCCUUUCUACUUGUGGAAAUUUAUCUGUAUUAAAUCAAGCAUUUGCUCAAGCAAACAAUAUAUCAGGUUUUAGUUCGUCAACAUUUGAUGGUGUUUUAGGUCUUGCUUAUCCAUCUCUUGGUACACCUGGCCAGAUUCCUAUUUUUUAUAAUAUGUGGCAACAAGGUCUUAUACCUAAUCCAAUUUUUUCUUUUUAUUUCAAUCCAAAUCCAAAUGCUUAUCCAGGCGGUGAACUCAUCUUCGGUGGAGCAGAUUUGACUAGAUAUUUAGGUUCAAUCACUUAUGUGGAUGUUAUUAUACUUGCCUAUUGGGAAUUUAUGAUGAACAGUGUACAAACAAACGGUAAAACAAUAUGUUCAAAUUGUCGUGCUAUUUUAGAUACUGGUACAACAUUAAUUGUUGGACCAUCAAAUCAAAUAGCAUUACUUAAUUAUGUUAUUGGUGGAACAUACGAACCAGAAACUGGAUUAUACGCAGUUGAUUGUUAUACUCGUUUAUUAUCUGAUUUUCCUGAUGUGGAAUUUUCAAUUGGUAAUAUAACAUUUACAUUAUCAGUAUUACAAUAUUUACUUAUUUUAAAAGAUGGUGAUAAUUAUGUAUGUUACACUGUUUUUCAAGGUGUUGAUUUACGUGAUAAUCGUGGAAAUCUAAUAUGGAUUCUUGGUGAUUAUUUUCUUAGUCGUUUUUAUUCGAUUUAUGAUGUUAAUCGUAAUCAAAUUGGUCUUGCUAAGUCUAUAUCAUAUAAUUAUUUACAAAUACAUCCGAAGUCAUUAUUUAGCAAUUCCAGUAAUAAAAAUUAUUUUCAAGAUGUUUUUCUAUUAUUGAUUUUUAUUAUUAAUCUUGUUAUAAGAAAUGUUUUUUUUUCUAAAUAA